Lottia gigantea (owl limpet) is the source of this 1650-nucleotide messenger RNA. RefSeq lists its product as hypothetical. The transcript has 8 exons. NCBI's taxonomy places the organism in Eukaryota, Metazoa, Mollusca, Gastropoda, Lottiidae. Gene Ontology annotation, biological process: cell-cell adhesion. Gene Ontology annotation, cellular component: cell-cell junction. Gene Ontology annotation, molecular function: cell adhesion molecule binding. The record is from RefSeq and is a predicted model, not a curated record. The coding region runs from base 1 to 1650 and encodes 549 amino acids.
AUGGAGUAUAUAUUUAUAUUAAUAGUUAUAGUUAAUUUACCAGUACUAAUUACAGGUCAAUAUACUAUAAGAGGAGUUCCUGAAAGUUAUGCAGUGUUAGGUGAAAAUUAUAGAUUACAAUGUGAUGUUACAGAUUCACCUUCUGGAGUAGAGUUCCGUAGAAACAAUAUUGUUGUAUGUAAUAUGAUAAACUGUGAGAGUAGUUCAACAGAUAAUAGAUAUAAAUGUCGAUGUAUAAAUAAUAACAACAAACAACUAUAUCUCAAUAUAAGUAAUAUAAAUAAACAAGAUGAUACAACAUGGUCUUGUAGAGAUGGUCCAGAGAAUAUAAGAUUUAACCCUACUAGUGAUAAUAUAGAUGUUAUAGAAGGAAAGAGUCAGAGUGUCAACUGUUUAGCUGAUUGUAAACCAGAUUGUAACAUCAACUGGUCUAAAGAUGGUUCAACAACAAUUCUAAAUAACCCUUUAUCACUUAGUACUAGAAAUCAAACUGGUUCUUAUACCUGUACAUUUACACAUACUGUAUUAAAUAAACAACUUACAAAACAACUUAAUGUUCAGAUUUAUUAUGGUCCUGAUGAACUGACUUUCUCACCAGAUGUAACAAGUAUCAAUAUAAUAGAAGGUAGAGAUCAAACUAUAACAUGUUUAACUGAUUGUUAUCAGUGUAAUUAUAAAUGGACUGGACCUGUUUCAUCACCAACUAAAGAUCUUGUAUUGACUCAAAUAAAAAGAAAUCAGGAAGGAAACUAUAGAUGUGAAGCUACCAAUAUUAAAAAUACCAUCCCUAAAACAAGAUCUAAAUCUAUACAAGUUAAUGUACAUUAUCCACCUGAUAUAACCAGUGUAACAUCUGAUGCUGUAAAUAACGAAACUGAUGAAGGUUCUGAUAUCACAUUAAACUGUAAUGUUGAUAGUAAACCAGUAUCUACUGUAACCUGGUCAUCUUCUACUAGUACUGAUACUAACACUGGUCAACAGUGGACAUUAACACAAGCAAAAUGUCAGGAUACAGGAAUCUAUACAUGUACAGCUAAUAAUGGUAUUGGUCAAUCAACUACUAAAUCCUUACCAUUAAAUAUUAGAUGUAAGUUUAUGUUAAGUCAGUAUACUAUAAUCUAUACAUGUACAACUAAUAAUGGUAUUGGUCAGUCAACUACUAAAUCUUUACCAUUAAAUAUUAGAUGUCCACCAAUACUUAAAGAAGAACUGAAGAAAGAAAAAAGAGGAAAAAUUGGAGAAAUGGUAUUAUUAGAAAUAAAUAUAGAAGCUUAUCCUGAACCAAGUUUUAUAUGGAAACAGUUGAUGUCUGAUGUAGAAUAUCCCUUUGUUAAAACAGAGAAAGUUUCUGAAAAUAAUUUUAUAUCCACAUUAGAAUUGAUAUUAGAUCAAUCAUCGUUUGGUUAUUAUAUAAUUACUGUACAAAAUAUUAUUAAUGGUGAAACUAAAGCAAAAACCUGGGGAAUAAAAAUCAUUGAACUCGACCCUGGAACAAUAUCUUAUGAACAAUCUGGAUAUCAGGAAGGUUUAGGAACUGGUAUUGGAAUUGGUAUUGGAAUAUCUGUUAUGUGUUUAUUUCUGGUUUUACUAACAAUAUUUAUAUAUAGAAAAUAUCAUCCAGCCAAUAAGAAAUUACCAGAAGAAAGUUGA